UAACGUUAGCCGCUCGUCCGCACACUUGCUUGCACACUGCCACCCCACCCGCCACCGCCAUUGCGGCUUCUCGCCCGAGCUCCCUCCUUCCUCUCCCUUCUUCCAUCAUCUCCCCCGGUGGAAACAGCGAAGUCUCUCUCAUCUGUGGCUGCAAGGCCACUACAGACCGGCACUAGCAUCUUCGCGGUAAUCGCCAUGCCUCCGAUUGCGGCAGCGUCUGCGCCGAGCUCGCUUCUUCCGCUGCGCAUUGCGCGCCAGGGGAUUAGGGGAGGACAAGGCUGGGGAGAACGAUCUCUGUACGGCUCACAGUCUCGGAGGGCUACGCGUGGCGCCACUAUUUCUGCAAGAGCUUCCAUGAACAUAACCUGCUGCGCAAACCAGACACAAACUGCACAACGCAAAUCGUAUUCAGGACCUACCUCUCCACCAUCAGGUUCAGUCAAAGAGAAGGUGAAGCCAAGGCUUGAUGAUGGAGGUGUCGGGUUCCCACCGUUCCGGUUCGGUGGCGGUGGAGGAGGUGGCGGCGGAGGGGGCAGCAGCUCCUCCGGUGGGUUCAUCCUCUUUGUGAUCGUCCUGCUCCUGGACUACCUGAGGGAGUUUGAGAGGAACCUGCAGAACGGGUCACGGAGGGGUAGUGACUAUGACAACGGGCUGGCACCACAAUAGCUUGCUCCCUCUCAAUGGUUCCAAAGAAAACAGAGAAGAGCACGUUGUAUUGCAUAGACACUUCGGCUAGGGAAUGUAUCGGAAGAAUGUGAAUUUGGUUUUUGAGAAAUGACAGUGAAGUAGAAACUUCAUCCAUUUGAUCGAAUGUGCGAUUAAACAACAGGAGUGUUAGCACUUGCACGUCAAAGUAA
This is a messenger RNA of Setaria italica (foxtail millet), 857 nucleotides long. RefSeq lists its product as uncharacterized. The transcript has 5 exons. Gene Ontology annotation, cellular component: chloroplast. The record is from RefSeq and is a predicted model, not a curated record. Gene Ontology annotation, biological process: thylakoid membrane organization; chloroplast organization. Bases 196 to 666 code for a protein of 156 amino acids. Lineage: Eukaryota; Viridiplantae; Streptophyta; Magnoliopsida; Poales; Poaceae.